AUGGGCAGGGCAAGGCAGUGCCAGCGCCCUUCUCCCGCAGCCCCCGAGGACGGUCCCCACACCCUCGUCGUCAUCGGGCGCCGCUUCCCCCUCUACUCCCGGCUGCCGGGUGGAAGCAGGGAUGCGGAGGGGAGCUCCUCACUAGCUCAUCAGCUGGGCAAACAGGAUGAUGGCCCUGCCUGUGCACCGAUGCAACGAGCCCUGCUGUCACUCACCAUCCCACUGGAGAUGCUGCAGCUGGUGAAGAGUCGCAUGAUGGAGGCCAUGCUCAAGGGGCUGAGCCGUGAGACCCAUGCACAGUCCUGUGUGCAGAUGUUGCCCACAUUCAUCUGCUCCACACCCGAUGGCACUGAGAAGGGCAACUUGUUGGUGGUGGAGCUAUGCCAGAAGCAUGUCCGGACCUUGUGGGUGAAGCUCCUGGGAGAUGGCAACUACAGCCCUGAAAUUAUGUACAAAAUUUUUGACUUACCAGAGAGCGUCAUGCAGGGCAAGGGGGAAGAGCCUGGGUACAAGAAGAGGGGAGUAGCCAGUCACUCAAUGUUGUAUUUGCAGCUCUUUGGCUUCAUUGCAAAAUGUGUGUGCCAGUUCCUGUCUGGCAUCGACAGCCCCCAGGCCCCCAUCCCCUUGGGCUUUGUCUUCCCCUUCAGCUGCAAGAAGAAGAAGCUGGAUGAGGCUGAACUCAUCUCCUGGUCCAAGGGCUUUUGCUGCAGUGAUGUGGAGGGAAAGGACGUUGUGCAGUUGCUGCAGAAAGCCAUCAACAGUCAGGAGGUCUACAACGUGGAUGUUGUUGCCCUACUGAAUGACACUGUAGGUACCAUCAUGACCUGCAGCACGCGGGACAAACCCUGUGAGAUUGGCUUAGUAGUGGACACUGGCACCAACAGCUGCUUCAUGGCUGAGGCACAGCUGGUGGAGAUGGUGGAGGAAACCAGUGGGCGGAUGUGUGUCAACACUGAGUGGGGCUCAUUUGGGGACGAUGGCUCCCUGAAUGACAUCCUGACCCCUUAUGACCAACGUGUGGACCAGGAAUCCAGUGACCCUGGAUUGAAAAGGUUUGAAAAGCUGGUGGGGGGCCUGUACCUGGGGGAGAUUGUCCGGCACGUGCUGGUAUCUCUGACUGCAGAGAAAGCACUCUUCGUUGGGAGCAAUGUCAGCACCCUGAGGACCAAAGAUGUGAUCAGGACAGAGCAGGUCCUUGAUAUCAUCGAUGGCGCAGAUGGCAUGGAGACAGCAAGGAAGAUUCUGGAGGCUCUGGGGCUGAGCCCCAGCGAGCGGGACUGCUGCCGGGUGCAGCAGGUCUGCCGGGCCGUGGUCAGCCGUGCUGCCGCGCUCUGUGCCGCCGGGCUGGCCGCCAUCCUCACCCACAUGCGUGAGGCCCGGGGUCUGGAGCAGCUCUCUGUCAACGUGGGGGUGGAGGGACAGCUGUACCAGAGGCAGCCAAGGUGACGCCGUGAAGUGGACCUGCUGCUGGCACCACUGCAGCUCAGCUAUGAUGACCUGAAGCACGUCCAGGCGCUGAUGAGGCAGGAGAUGGAGCUGGGGCUGGGGCGGGACACCCACGCCAAUGCUUCCGUCCGCAUGCUGCCCACCUAUGUCUGCGCCACCCCCGAUGGCAAAGAGCAAGGCAAAUUCCUGGCACUGGACCUGGGGGGGACCAAUUUCCGGGUGCUGGCGGUGCAUGUGGGGAAGGAAGGCAUCCGUAUGGCCAGUGAGAUCUACGUCAUCCCGACCACAGCCAUGACAGGCACUGGCGAGGCGCUCUUUGACCACAUCAUGGAGUGCAUCAUCGACUUCCAGCAGAAGCAGGACCUGAUGGCGCAAGUCCUGCCACUCGGCUUCACCUUCUCCUUCCCCUGCCAGCAGCUGGGUCUGGAUAAGGCAGUGCUGCUGAACUGGACUAAAGGCUUCAAUGCCUCUGGCUGCGUUGGGGAGGAUGUGGUCCGGCUGCUGAGGGAGGCUGCCCAGCGCAAAGAACACUUAGGGCUGAAGGUGGUGGCUGUGAUCAACGACACGGUGGGAACCAUGAUGUCCUGUGGCUAUGAUGAUCCAAAUUGUGAAAUCGGCCUUAUUGUGGGGACAGGGUCCAAUGCCUGCUACAUGGAGGAGAUGAGGAACGUGGGAACCGUGGAGGGGGAGCAGGGACGCAUGUGCAUCAACAUGGAGUGGGGGGCCUUCGGGGACAACGGCUGCCUGGGUAGCAUCUUCACCGAUUUCGAUGAGCAGGUGGAUGAGAAAACAAUUAAUGCGGGCAAGCAGAGGUUUGAGAAGCUCAUCAGUGGCAUGUACCUGGGUGAGAUUGUGCGCCACAUCCUAGUGGCAAUGGUAGAGAAACAGCUCCUAUUCCAUGGCAAGCCCUGCUCCAGUCUCAUGGAAAGAAACAUCUUUCAGACCAAGUUCCUCUCCACCAUCGAGGUUGAUGGGCUGGCCCUGCGGCAGGUCCAGGGCAUCCUGCAGGACCUGGGGAUCCAGGCCAGCUUCGAGGACAGUGUACUGGUGCGAAAGGUGUGCCACACUGUGUCCCUACGGGCAGCCCAGCUCUGUGCUGCAGGCUUGGCUGCUGUGGUGGAGAAAAUGCGGGAGAACCGUGGCCUAGAUAAGAUGGCUGUCACCGUGGGGGUGGAUGGCACCUUGUACAAGCUGCACCCAUGCUUCUCCCAGAACGUCCAGAAGACACUGCGGGAACUGGCACCCAACUGCAACGUCACCUUCCUGCAAUCAGAGGAUGGCUCAGGGAAAGGGGCUGCACUCGUGGCAGCCGUGGCCUGCCGUGGGGAUGAGCUCUAA
Molecule: messenger RNA, 2784 nt
Organism: Calypte anna (Anna's hummingbird)
Lineage: Eukaryota; Metazoa; Chordata; Aves; Apodiformes; Trochilidae
Gene: HK3
Product: hexokinase 3
Exons: 19
Biological process (GO): glycolytic process; intracellular glucose homeostasis; glucose 6-phosphate metabolic process
Cellular component (GO): mitochondrion; cytosol
Molecular function (GO): mannokinase activity; D-glucose binding; glucokinase activity
Source: RefSeq, a predicted model, not a curated record